CAAGGCAAAGGUCUUCUCCAGAAAAGUAAAGAGAAAUAAAAUCAAAAUGCCGGACCAUGACGGAGACCCUAUGGCUGUAGGUGCUGGCUCUUCAGCGGGGCCGGGCGAUGCGUCGGGAGCUGUCGCAGAAAUGAUGGGCGCGGCGCGGAGCUCCACUAAUCUGCCGGGCUUAUUUCGCCGCCGCUUUUAUUUCCACUGUCGCUGUCCUGAGCGCGGCGAAUGUGGGGCGCUUCAACUAGUUUUACACCAGAAGACGCCCACGCCCUGCAGCAGGGUGCCCCGGCCCUUUUCCGUUUACAGGAAGAGGAAGCUUGAAAAUCGCGACCUGAAGAGCUGGCGCAAAAAGCACGAGGAGCAAGCCGCAAAGCGGCCGGGCCGUCCCCCGACGACGAGGCGAACAAAAGAGCCGGAAGCGCCUAACGAUGUGAGGCUGCCGCCGAGGGCGCCCAUCGACACGCCGAGGGCCGGGGGGGCGCGCGGCGCCGGCCCACGUCUGCAAAUGUUCGCGGCCACAAUGUCGGGCCG
Messenger RNA from Amoebophrya sp. A120, 525 nucleotides. NCBI's taxonomy places the organism in Eukaryota, Dinophyceae, Syndiniales, Amoebophryaceae. The record is from the annotation of a GenBank genome assembly.